This is a messenger RNA of Cryphonectria parasitica EP155, 1728 nucleotides long. RefSeq names its product MFS general substrate transporter. The transcript is spliced from 6 exons. Gene Ontology annotation, biological process: transmembrane transport. Bases 1 to 1728 code for a protein of 575 amino acids. Gene Ontology annotation, molecular function: transmembrane transporter activity. The record is from RefSeq and is a predicted model, not a curated record. Lineage: Eukaryota; Fungi; Ascomycota; Sordariomycetes; Diaporthales; Cryphonectriaceae.
AUGGCAUCUAUCACGCCACCAAACGAGGAUCACAACUCUGACAAAGGGUCAAAGAACUUGGAAGACAACCCUAAAUUAGAAGCUGGGAGACGUGACUCAACAUCUGAGCCAGAGUAUCCAAAAGGAUGGAAACUGUGGUCUAUACUUGUUGGUUUGGCUCUCUCUGUUCUCUGUACCGCGUUGGAUAAGACGAUCAUCUCCACCGCAAUCCCUAAGAUCACCACGGCGUUCAAUUCCCUGGACGAUGUCGGCUGGUACGGCUCGGUAUACCUUCUUACAGCAUGCUGUUUCCAACUGAUGAUUGGAAAGCUCUAUGCCGAGUUCAGCAUCAAGGUCAUCUUCCUCUUGACGUUGAGCAUUUUCGAAAUCGGUUCCAUUGUCUGCGCCUCUGCUCCAAACUCGCCAGCAUUCAUCGCUGGCCGUGCCAUAGCCGGGCUAGGUUCGUCUGGGGUGGCUACUGGGGCCCUGAUUAUUCUCGCACAUUCAGCACCGUUAGAGAAGAGGCCAAAGUACACUGGAGCCAUUGGCGCGUCAAUGGGCAUAGCCUCCUGUGUAGCACCGACUCUGGGUGGCGUGUUGACUGAUAAAGCAUCGUGGAGGUGGUGUUUCUGGAUCAACCCUAUCCUUGGUGUGCCGACAGUCAUUGUGGUAUUCUUCCUUAUCAACCUGCCAUCCAAAACACCACGCGAUAUAACCUGGAGCGAGUUCCUUGCCAAAUUCGAUUUCCUCGGGACAGCCUUUCUCCUACCAGGACUCGUAUGUUUGCUCUUGGCUCUGCAAUGGGGCGGUAGCACGUAUGCCUGGAGUGACUGGCGAUCUAUCCUGUUGCUGUGCCUCUUUGGGGUGUGCAUAACGAUAUGGAUGUACGUCCAGGUCAGGCAGGGUGACAAGGCGACCCUACCGUUGCGCAUCCUGAAGAACAGGUCCAUGGGGGCCGCGACAUGGUACAUGUUCUGCGUGUUUGGAGCACUGACCUGCUUCACUUACUACGGUUCGAUCUGGUUUCAGUCCGUCAAGCAACAGUCGGCGUAUUCGACUGGCAUUUAUUUCCUCGCUGCCACGGCCACCAUGUCAGUUGUGGCCCUUUGCAGCGGCGUUCUGACGUCCAAAAUCGGAUACUAUGUACCUCAGAUGAUAGCCUGCUGCAUUAUCUGUCCUGUCGGCUACGGCCUUUUACAUCGAUUCUCAAUCGACACCAGCACGGCUUAUUGGGCCGGGACACUCGUCAUCAUCGGCUUUGGCUUUGGUCUCGGAGGGCAACAAUCCAUCAUGGUCCCUCAGACUGUGAUGAAGGGACCCGAUAUUUCGCUGGGAACAUCGUGCAUGAUGUUCGCCCAGACGAUAGCGGGCACCGUCCUGCUCUCCGCCUCACAGAAUGUCUUCGAAGACAAUCUCGUCCUCGAGCUGCGCAGGAUUGUACCAGAUGUGGAUCCCAAUGUGGUGAUUGGGCAUGGUGCCAGUGGCCUGGCCAAGGCGAUGAGUGCGAUUUAUGAUAGCGCUACCGUGCAUGGCAUUCUUGUGUCCUACAACCUGGCCCUGACCCAGGUGUGGACCAUCUGCCUUGUCAUGUGUUGUCUGGGUUCUUUUGGGGCACUCACGGUUGAAUGGAAGAGCGUGAAAAGCGAAAAAGCUCCUGUGACUGACGCCGAAAUCAAGUUGGAAGAAGUUUUGCCAGAGAACGAUGGUAGACCUGUGAGUGAAAUGGGACGGAGGCUAGAGACAGAGUAG